Ogataea parapolymorpha DL-1 is the source of this 966-nucleotide messenger RNA. RefSeq lists its product as uncharacterized. The record is from RefSeq and is a predicted model, not a curated record. Lineage: Eukaryota; Fungi; Ascomycota; Pichiomycetes; Pichiales; Pichiaceae. Bases 1 to 966 code for a protein of 321 amino acids. The transcript has a single exon. Gene Ontology annotation, molecular function: D-amino-acid oxidase activity; FAD binding.
AUGAAGAUUGUUGUUGUUGGUGCGGGUGUCAUCGGCCUGACCACCGCCUUGAUACUCAAGCGCAAGCUGAACUGCGACGUCGUCGUCGUUUCCAAGGAAAUACCCGGCGACGCAGACCCCAUCUACACCUCCACCAAGGCAGGAGCACAGUGGUCCAGCUCUCCGGGCAACAAGCGCGCGGAGUUUUCGUACCGGAUCUUCGACGAGCUGAGCAAAGUUCCAGAGGCCUGGGUUACCAAAAUCCCGCUCUACAAGGGAGAAAUCGACCCAAAGCGGCCUGCUACAGAGCCAGAUCUCAAGUCGUUUGUGGACAAUUACGAGUGGAUCGGCGAGGACCAGCAAAAAUUCCCCGGUGUCAGCCACAUUUACAAGUUCGACACCUUCACCAUCUCUCCUCCACAGUACCUCGCGUACCUGGCGAACGAGCUGCUCAAGCUUGGCGUGGCUAUUCAGCGCGGUGUGGUGCGCAACUUCGAGGACGUCGCCGCCGACUACGUCAUCAAUUGCACGGGAAUCCAGUACAACAACAUCGACGGAUGUCAUGACGCGGCCCUGCGUCCUAUCAGAGGCCACACACUGCUGAUCGAAAACACGCUGCCGUACCAGGUUAUGUUCAAGGAGAAUAAUCCGGUCGAAGAGGGUGAGUUUCUCAUGCUGUUCCCUCGUAAAGAGGGCUGUGCCGUGCUGGGGGGCAUCUACGACGCACACUCGCCGGCAUUCGACACGUCUGUGCACGCCGACUACGUUGAAAGGCUCCAGGCCAAGGCGACCAAGCACCUUCCUGAGCUGCAGGGCGAGAUCCGCGUCCUCAAGCACAACAUCGGGUUCCGGCCGCACAGGGAUGGCGGCGUGCGGAUCGAAUUCGAUCCGGAAAACCCAAAACUGAUCCACAAUUACGGGUGCAGCAACCUGGGCUUUACAGAGAGCUGGGCCUGUGCGCAGGAAGUUUUUGACCUCAUUAAAUAA